Molecule: messenger RNA, 1491 nt
Organism: Cannabis sativa
Lineage: Eukaryota; Viridiplantae; Streptophyta; Magnoliopsida; Rosales; Cannabaceae
Product: putative D-cysteine desulfhydrase 1, mitochondrial
Exons: 10
Coding region: 222-1331 (369 amino acids)
Molecular function (GO): D-cysteine desulfhydrase activity
Source: RefSeq, a predicted model, not a curated record
GGGUGGGUGAAUAAUAAUUGUUUGUGUAAUUUUGAUUCUAGUUCAUAUGUUCAUUAAAGGGACCACAUAAAACUAGGACAAAAAGAUUGAGAAUACUUGAUAAAUGUAUUUGUGAAUUCCUUUCCUUAGAAGCACAAGCAGCACAUCCACUCUACUGCAUUUUCUGCAGAUUCCUCUCUUGUCAAUCACUCGAGCCAACUUCUUCACCAUCUCAAUAUUCAAUGUCACACUUAGUUUCACAAAUGGGUUUGGAUUUCAUCACCAAGAAGCCAUAUUCCCCUCCUUCAUGGGCUUCUCAUCUCAACCCCAUACCAUCUCAUUCCUACUCUCUCAGCCAUCUUCCUACCCCAAUUCACAAAUGGAAUCUUCCUAAUUUGCCUAAAAACACUGAAGUUUGGUUGAAGCGUGAAGAUCUUUCUGGGAUGCAGCUGAGUGGUAACAAAGCAAGGAAGCUGGAAUUCUUGCUGGCAGAUGCUGUAGCACAAGGUGCUGAUUGUGUCAUAACUCUUGGAGGAAUUCAAAGCAACCAUUGCCGCUCAACUGCUGUUGCUGCGAGAUAUCUGAAUCUCGACUCUUAUCUUAUAUUAUUCACGUCUGAGGCAUUUGUGGACCAAGAUCCAGGAUUGACGGGAAAUCUCCUGGUGGAGCGGUUAGUGGGAGCUCACGUUGAACUCAUUUUAGAAACAGAAUUUGCAAAUAUUGGGAGUGUGGCUCUUAUGAACCACCUUAAAGAAAAGCUUAUAAGGGAAGGGAGGAGGCCAUAUGUCAUUGCAACCGGUGGAUCUGACUCCUUAGGAACCUGGGGCUAUAUUGAAGCGAUUCGAGAGAUUGAGCAGCAACUCCUAAUUGAGAAUGCUGAUGUAAAAUUUGACGACAUUGUUGUAGCUUGUGGCAGUGGUGGUACAGUUGCUGGUCUCUCAUUGGGAUCGUGGAUGAGCUCACUCAAUGCAAAAGUUCAUGCUUUCUCUAUCUACUACGAACCCGAUUACUUGUAUGAAAUUGUGCAAGGCCUAAUUGAUAGCCUUGAAGCUGAUGUUGCCUCACGUGAUAUUGUCAACAUACAAGAUGCCAAAGGUUUGGGAUAUGCAAUUAGUACUUCAGAAGAGCUUAAAUUAGUCAAGGACAUUGCUGAAGCGACCGGCGUUGUACUUGAUCCCGUUUAUAGUGGAAAAGCUGCUUAUGGGCUUUUGAAAGACAUGAGUGAGAAUCCGAAGAAGUGGGAAGGGAGAAAGAUCCUCUUCGUACACACUGGUGGGUUGCUCGGGUGGUAUGGAAAGAUCGAGCAGAUGGGUCCAUUGGUGGGAAAUUGGCGUCGAAUGGACCUUCCUUAGUCUAUUUCGAACAAGGAUGGUACUGAAAAAAUGUUCUAAAAAAAAGUAAAACAAAUACUGCAAAAUGGUUGUACUAUACUUAAUGAAUGUAUUAGGAUUCUUUAAGGUCCACUCUAAAGAUGCAUUCCAAAUAAAUUUGCUCUAUGUUUAAAUUAUUAUU